Messenger RNA from Stylonychia lemnae, 2118 nucleotides. NCBI's taxonomy places the organism in Eukaryota, Ciliophora, Spirotrichea, Sporadotrichida, Oxytrichidae. The record is from the annotation of a GenBank genome assembly.
AUGAAGUAAAUCUCUUAAUACUUAAAGACAAUUAGAAAUGGGCAUUUCUUAAAUGUCCCUGUUUAAUCCAACAUUCGAGGCUUCAAUUCAAACAAUAUGAAUCAGAGAACUAUAAAGCCUCAGAUUAGUCUUUCUUCACAGAUUGAUGUUUAUUACAGAUAGAUUAUAAAAUUGGAUGAAAAUGAUAUCAAGGAAAAAACCAAUUAAAUUAUAACCGAACUUUUUCAAAAGUUUCACAAGGCUAGAAUUAAUGACUAAGAAGACUUGAAAAAAAUUCAUAAAAUUCUAUGUAUACUUCUCGAUCAUAAAGAAUAAUUUAUAAAGCCAAAGAUCUAUAAUAUUGGAGAGGCAGCAGUACUUUUUAAUGUCAAUGAUAGAGAUUUUUGGAUGAGGUAUGAGAAUUAGUUAAAAGACAUAGUCAAAUAGGAUAGUAAAGACCCCUUUAAUUCAGCCUUUAAUACCCAAGAUUUUGGCAGGAUAUUUAGAACGAUAUGCUAUGUAAAAAGUUACAAUUUCAGAGAAUUGAGUGAAGCAAUUGUCCAUAAUUAUAAAAAGUAAUUAAGGUUUGAACUCAAAGAGAAUGACUAAUCAGUUUUCAAAUAGAACAAUCAAGAUUAUGUAAAAAUUCUAGUUGCUCUAGACAAAGGUAGGCUCCUUGAUAAAAAUAUAGAUAUCGUAGAAAAGUAUGACAGAUUUAUGGGUGAAAACUUCGAAUAAUUCCAAGAGUAAUCUCUCAUAUAACUUGCUUUGGUAUUCUCAAAGCACUCUGGGCAGUUAGCGAAUAACAUAUUCUAGAAGUCUUUUGAUAAAUUUCUUGUUACAUAACAGAAGAAAUGGUUGGAAUCUAAAAAUCUAAGGGAUCUUUCAAAUAUUGUAGCAGUCUAUAAGAACUUAGAACUGGGGAGUCGAUUAAAGCCGGCUUAAAUAGAAAUGAUUAAUAUAGUUGAAAAAAUCUUUAUAAAAGUGCUGAGCAAGUUUGAUAAUAAUAAUGUGCCGCUUUAAGAUGUUACUACAUUUAUCUAAGCUUUAGGAAUCCUUGAUCAUGGAUAGAAAAAAACUUGGGAGACUUUGGAGAAGAUUUUAUUGGCGAAUUUCGACCAACUUAAUCAAACUGAUUUUGACAUGGCUUUGUAAGGAUUUUGCUAGGGAACUUUCGAGAAGGGAUCAAUGAAAUUGCGCAAGUAUUUUUCAGCUUGCAUUAAAAUGAAUCAUAAAAACAAUCCUAAGGAGUUUAUUAAGGCAGUCAAUCUUCUAAGCAAAGACCGUGAAAGAAUACCUGACCCUGAAAUAUUCGACAUAACGUUAUCACUUUUAGAUAAAACUUUAGUGGAUCCAUCAGUUCCUCCUACCUAUAUAACCCUUUUUGUUAAGGUUAUCUCCAAGUAUCGCCACGAAUAAAUUACUAAAGGCUAGUGUGAACGAACUAUGAAAUAUAUCAAGGCUAAUAUUAGUAAGCUUAGCACUUUUGAAAAAUCUGAAAUACUCUAGGGUAUAUCUUUGAUUCCUAAUUUCUAAAAAGAGGAUGUUUAAUAUUUAGCAGAUGAUCUCAAGUAAAGCCUAGAUUCUCUCAACUUCAAGAAUCUCAAUAACUUGUUCAGAGCUUACAUUAAUCGUUAUGAGGAUUUUAGAGAAGAUUUGAAUCUCCUACUUGAUUAUAUUACAUAAAGAAUAAAGAAAUACAAUGAUGAUAAAAAUAUCAAUUUUGAAAAAAUGAUUUAGGAAAUUCAAGUUUUUAUUAUCAAUCUUUCUAUUAUGGCCCUUGGUAGUGAUGAAUUAUGGAAAGAGCUAAUGAGGCUAUACUCUGAAAAUUAUAUUCCAUAUGCACACAGACAUGUGAAUAUCUAAUAUUUGUCAUGCAUUAGUUUCUUCAUUAGAAGUUAGUACAAAGUUAUUUAGACCAAUCCAGAAAAUGAUUCACAGUAAUUUAACAAGGAAUUAGAAAUCUAAAUAAGAGAAUUCACUUAAAAUUACAGAGAAAAGUUAAGGAAUUACUAGCCAAAUAUGAUUAAGUUCACAUAUAUACCUAAACUAUUUGAAGAAAAAGCAAGAUUUAGAGAAAAUAAGGUCGUGAUUAAUGAUGAUGAUUUCAAAGAGAAAUUAAACGGAUUUUUACAAUGA